This is a messenger RNA of Pistacia vera, 849 nucleotides long. RefSeq lists its product as uncharacterized. Bases 71 to 547 code for a protein of 158 amino acids. The transcript has 5 exons. The record is from RefSeq and is a predicted model, not a curated record. NCBI's taxonomy places the organism in Eukaryota, Viridiplantae, Streptophyta, Magnoliopsida, Sapindales, Anacardiaceae.
UUUAAGCUGCUUCUUCUUAUUAUUAUUAAAUUAAAAUAAACCCACUGACUACGCCACCAAUUCGCGCGAAAUGGAUCAGCGGCAGCAGCGACAGCAACAAGAACCUCAGUAUCCAGAAGCCCCAGUAUUGGGACCAAACGUAGAUCCAACGUCCACGUGUCCCGACUCUACACAAGAUUCCCCUGGAGACGGCGGAUCGAAACCGUCCUUAAACCGAAACGACAUCGUGAAAGCUCUCGAGGUGGUGGAGAGAGACUCCGUGGCCAUUGCUGAGAGCUUCUCUUCUCUCUUCGCUUCUCUCCGCUUGGCACUCUCCGAGGUUACCGAUACCUCUGUAGAUCAUAUGCAAUGCUUUAGUGAUGCUGCAGGCCGUCUCCAGGAAUCAGUACUCGAUGCAGCAACAAAGGGCAACCGAUAUAUAAAUUCAUGUCUCAGAUUAAAUGAGGAAAUGAAAGGCGUUGACAGUCUAGCUGCACAACUAAAAAUGCUGAGGAGGAAUGUAGAUGCUCUAGACACAGCUGUAAACAGGCUCGUCCGUUUUCCAUGAGGUUGACCUGCUCACCCAAUUGGUUACAUCAAUAGCAUGAAGUAUUGUUUUUAAUUUUCUUGGUAUUUAUCUAGAAUUGGUUUUGUGUUAAAAGUUGUGCUGUCAUAGCCACUUUGACAAUGCAGUGAAACAUUGUGAUUUAUGAACAUUGUUAAGUGUUUGCUGAGUCCGGAAAGCGUUUGAGGAGUGCUGAAUCCUAGUACAGACUUGAAACACAAACAUGCUCCUUUUUCUUCUAUAUUUAACUUGGCUUUCUUGAGUUUUUGCGAAACCAUUGUUCUCACUCUAAUUGUCUUCUUAAU